CUGCGCGUUCCCGCCGCCGCUUCUGCCUCCGCCUCCGCGCCCUUCUCCUUCCCCUCGCUUUCGCCAAAAGUUAUAACAUCGCCGCCGCAUUUUGAUUUCUUCGUCACGCGAGUCCACCAGGUCUGGCCCCCCGAUCUUAGCCGUGCCGGGUUUCGCAGGUUCAGGAAGCUGAGCCGCGCGUACUCCCCGCGGAGCUUGAAUUCUGAAUUGGAAGUUUUCAAGGGAGCAAGCCGCGAAGGACCCGAACAAUUAUUUCAAUUUGAGCUUUCUGUUAGUGUGAUGAUGAUAUCGGUGCGUGUUUAUGGGAUUUUCGAAAAGGACGACCUGAGAACGAGAGAGUUUGAUGGUGAUGGCGGCAGCGGAGGCGGGAGCCGAGGGAGGAGCUGCCGAGCUGGACGAUAUGAAGAAGAGGCUGAAGGAGAUGGAGGACGAGGCCGCCGCUCUCCGCAAAAUGCAGGCGAAAGUCGAGCAGGAGAUGGGUUCCGUUCAAGGGGAUCUGCAUCUAAUCAGGCAAAUAGAAAAGAAGUGGAUUCCCGAUCAGUUUUUGUCGGCAAUGUGGAGUAUGGACAGCCCAAGGGAUAUGCAUAUGUUGAAUUUGUUAUGCCUCCAUCUAUUAUAACACUAUCUUAUGCCUCCAUCUAUUAUAUAAGACUAACAAACUUGGUGAUGAGGUCAGUGAGGUUGAUGAUCUUGAUUCUACCGAAAGAGGGUCUGCCGGAUUUGGAUCCACCGGUGUUUGAUUAA
Molecule: messenger RNA, 744 nt
Organism: Striga asiatica
Lineage: Eukaryota; Viridiplantae; Streptophyta; Magnoliopsida; Lamiales; Orobanchaceae
Source: the annotation of a GenBank genome assembly